This is a messenger RNA of Anopheles bellator, 705 nucleotides long. RefSeq lists its product as uncharacterized. Gene Ontology annotation, molecular function: odorant binding. The record is from RefSeq and is a predicted model, not a curated record. The coding region runs from base 1 to 705 and encodes 234 amino acids. Lineage: Eukaryota; Metazoa; Arthropoda; Insecta; Diptera; Culicidae. The transcript has 3 exons.
AUGCUGAAGUUGGUGUUGUUCGUCGGUCUCGUUGGCCUCGCAGUGGCUUACGACUUCCAGGACCCGUACUACAAUCAGAUACUUCUGGAAGACAUGCUGGAAGCGUCCGAGGACAGCGUCUUGUUGGGACGGUUCCGUCGAUCCGCCGGGGACUCGCUGGAUGAAAAGUGCUCGCGGCGCAGCCACAAGUGCUGCAACGACGACAACGUGGAAAAUGUGGACAAGAUCAAGGAACUGAAGCGACAGUGCUUCGCCGAGCAACGCCUGAAGAGGAAAGAGGAACCGGUCGAUAUGUUCUCCUGCGAGCGGGUCAACAAGACCCGGAAGGACGUAAACUGUGCCAUGGAGUGCGUCGGUCGCAAGAAGAACAUCGUGGCCGACGAUGGAUCGCUGCUGGAGGACAAGGUGCUCGAGUUUGCCAAAACCGAGAUCGCACCCGAAGAGUGGCUGGCUCCCUUGGUGGCCGGUUUUGUUGACACGUGCAUCAAGGAGGUCAAGGAGAAGAGCGUCAAAAGCCCGCGGGAAUCCGGCCAGUGCAAUCCGGAAGCGUCCGCGUUCGGCUACUGCAUGUGGCGCCAGAUAUCGACGGCGUGUCCGAAGGAGAAGCAAAUCGUAAGCCGCCGGUGCGAUCGUAUCCGCGAGAAGUUGGCCAACAAGGAGUCGCUGCACUACCUUCAGGCGGUCGAAGCGGUUGAAGAUGUGUAG